Kwoniella botswanensis is the source of this 435-nucleotide messenger RNA. RefSeq lists its product as uncharacterized. The record is from RefSeq and is a predicted model, not a curated record. Bases 1 to 435 code for a protein of 144 amino acids. Lineage: Eukaryota; Fungi; Basidiomycota; Tremellomycetes; Tremellales; Cryptococcaceae. The transcript has 2 exons.
AUGUCGUCCCUGAUCACUUCCUCAGAAGAGUUUAUUGACUUGGACACAGAUGAAGCCCAAGUUCGAUAUAGCAUCAUCCUUGUUCGACAUGGUAUCGUGGAAUGUGUAUACUACGAAGCGCCAGGAGGUAUACAAUCAUAUAGAGCAGAACUGCUUGCUAACAAGGACUAUCUGGCUUGUUACAUUCUCGUACUGGGACAUCCUAGUCGUCCAUCUCCAUACGAUCUAUCCAGCUCAAUGCACUCCGGGCCUUCUACAGGACAGAGUAGUCAGCUGUAUAGAUCACUUGUUGCCAAAUUACAUAAAUGUGCUCAGAAACUCAAGGAAGCGCGAUUCAGAUUUACGAGAAAAGUCGACUUGAUCCAUACCAUACGGCGCCUCUUGAAAGAUAUUAUGGAAGAUAUAGGCGGUGAAUAUGCCUUGUGCACACCGUAA